Messenger RNA from Sardina pilchardus (European sardine), 1909 nucleotides. RefSeq names its product alpha-N-acetylgalactosaminidase-like. The coding region runs from base 152 to 1429 and encodes 425 amino acids. Gene Ontology annotation, cellular component: cytoplasm. Gene Ontology annotation, biological process: oligosaccharide metabolic process; glycoside catabolic process. The transcript has 9 exons. The record is from RefSeq and is a predicted model, not a curated record. Lineage: Eukaryota; Metazoa; Chordata; Actinopteri; Clupeiformes; Clupeidae. Gene Ontology annotation, molecular function: alpha-galactosidase activity.
UAUUACGAGAAUAAGUUACCGAGGACCCAGAAACGAAGGACUUUAAAAGCUGCGCACACCUGCGACAGUAGGUUACACACACCCGAGGUUGGGAAGGGUCUAAACUACUGUUGGAGCAGAAACCAGCAACCCGGAAGCAACGAGAGACAGCAUGAAUCCUGCGGGGCUUAUUUUUGUUUUGGCAUUGUCCACGGGCACCCUGGCUCUGGACAAUGGUGUGAUGAGGACCCCACCCAUGGGCUGGUUGGCAUGGGAACGCUUCCGCUGUGACAUCGACUGUGAUCAUGACCCAAAGAACUGUAUCAGUGAGAAGCUCUUCAUGGACAUGGCGGACCGACUGGCUGAGGACGGUUGGCGCGAGCUUGGUUAUGUUUACGUCAACAUCGACGACUGCUGGUCCUCCAUGGAGAGGGAUGCCAAUGGACGCCUGCAGGCAGACCCAAAGAGAUUUCCGAAUGGCAUCCCUCAUUUGGCGCGCUACGUGCAUGACCGCGGCCUCAAGCUGGGUAUCUACGGUGACUUUGGCACGCACACGUGCGGCGGCUACCCUGGAACCACGCUGGACAAGAUCCACACGGACGCCCAGACGUUUGCCGACUGGGGCAUCGACAUGCUCAAGCUGGACGGAUGCUACUCCAACGCCACGGAGCAGGAGAAGGGUUACCCACUCAUGUCACAGGCCCUCAAUGCUACAGGCCGUCCGAUUGGCUACUCUUGCAGUUGGCCUGCCUAUCAAGGUGGACUUCCUCCCAAGGUGAACUACACUCUGCUGGGAGAGAUCUGUAACCUGUGGCGGAAUUAUGGCGACAUCCAGGACUCCUGGUCGAGUGUUCUGAACAUUGCUGAUUGGUUCUUCGACAACCAGGACAUCCUGCAACCGGCUGCUGGACCUGGACGCUGGAAUGACCCAGACAUGCUGGUCGUUGGGGACUUUGGCCUGAGCUAUGACCAGUCCAAGACUCAGCUGGCCCUGUGGGCUAUCAUGGCCGCCCCCUUCUUCAUGUCCAACGACCUGCGCACCAUAGACUCCCGCUCCCGCUCCCUCCUGCAGAACAAGGGCAUCAUCUACAUCAACCAGGACCCCUUAGGUAUCCAGGGCCGUCGCCUGAUCAAGGAGAAGAGUGGUGUGGAGGUGUUUUGGCGCCAGCUAUCUGGUGGCCCCAGUGUGCUGGUGUUCUUCUGUAGGCGAGAGGACAUGCCCUACCGCUACCAAACUUCCCUCAAGAAGCUCAACUACGCCGCCGGAACAUACCAGGUCUAUGAUGUGUAUGAAGAGAAGCUCCUGUCCACCAUUAAGGACUCCACAGACUUUGUUGUGUCAAUCAACCCGUCGGGGGUGGUCGUGUGGUAUUUGGUUCCUGCCAAGCAAAUGUUGACGGACACCAUGCUCUUUGGCGGCGACCGCCUGGACAUACCCAAUCGCCUCUGAUCAGCCUCAAGAGUGCACGAUGGCGCAUAGAAAUGACAUCACUGUACCGAUGUCAUUGAUGUCAUCACCAGGAAUGAUCUCAGGUUGAGUUGAUUUAUGUUAAGUGUUUAAAAUGUUUACAAACCUUCUGCAGGUUUGGGCACUGAAGCAAUCCAUGAGACUUAUAAUCGCCAGUGGCAAAUGAGUGGGAAGGACUGUUUUUGAUGAUUGCUUUUUAAUUUAUUUUUUUUUCCUUCCACUUUUAUUUUUUUGUAUUUUGUUUAUUGUUGUAUUUUUUUUUAUCAUGAUUUGAGCUGUGAAUCUAAGAACAGGAGAGGAACAGAAAGAGUGAAGUGUGUGUGUUUGUGUGUGUGUGUGUGUGGGUGUGUGUGUGUGUGUGUGUGUGUGUGGUCCACACACUCUUUGUGGCCUUCCUCCCAUCGCCUUUUAAAUCGUCCAGGAUGCUGGGCACCACCUGCAAUUAAACUGCAUCAGCACUUA